AUGUCAGAAGAUAAAAAUAAAUGCUCAACUUGUGGUAAAAUCUGCCUGAAGCCCUCGAUUCUACUCAAACAUAUGAGAUCUCACACAAACGAACGUCCAUACCCAUGCGAUGACUGUGGCCUCAGCUUCAAAACCAAGAGUAACCUGUAUAAACAUUGCAAAUCUAAGAGCCAC
Helobdella robusta is the source of this 174-nucleotide messenger RNA. RefSeq lists its product as hypothetical. Lineage: Eukaryota; Metazoa; Annelida; Clitellata; Rhynchobdellida; Glossiphoniidae. Gene Ontology annotation, molecular function: DNA-binding transcription factor activity, RNA polymerase II-specific; RNA polymerase II cis-regulatory region sequence-specific DNA binding. The annotation marks the transcript as partial. The transcript has a single exon. The record is from RefSeq and is a predicted model, not a curated record. Gene Ontology annotation, biological process: regulation of transcription by RNA polymerase II. Gene Ontology annotation, cellular component: nucleus.